Molecule: messenger RNA, 1402 nt
Organism: Mizuhopecten yessoensis (Yesso scallop)
Lineage: Eukaryota; Metazoa; Mollusca; Bivalvia; Pectinida; Pectinidae
Product: acyl-protein thioesterase 1-like
Exons: 8
Coding region: 1-753 (250 amino acids)
Biological process (GO): protein depalmitoylation
Cellular component (GO): cytoplasm
Molecular function (GO): carboxylic ester hydrolase activity; palmitoyl-(protein) hydrolase activity
Source: RefSeq, a predicted model, not a curated record
AUGUCUCCUGUCAUCCAGUCACAGGAAGUACUACCUGACACAGAGGCAGCUACUAAUUUAUCACCUGUCAUCCAGUCACAGGAAGUACUACCUGUAACAGAGGCAGCUACUAAUGUCACCUGUCAUCCAGUCACACUGAUUUUUCUACAUGGCCUAGGGGACACUGGCCAUGGCUGGGCACAAGGAUUUGGUCAACUAAAUCUAUCUCACGUCAAAUGUGUGUGUCCCACUUCGCAAACACGAAAAGUAACAUUAAAUGGCGGUAUGCCUAUGCCUUCUUGGUUUGAUAUAUUUGGGUUAGAUCCUAAAGCUAGGCAAGAUGAAGAGGGAAUUAGGAAAGCAUCUCAAGAAUUAAAAGAUUUAAUAAAAGAAGAAGCCAAAUAUAUAUCAACAGAAAAGAUAUUUAUCGGAGGAUUUUCUCAGGGAGGAGCAGUGGCGUUGUACACGGCCUUGACCUCCGACUCCCAGCUUGCUGGCUUAAUUGGCCUCAGUACAUGGCUUCCUCUACACGACAAGUUCAUUUCUAAUGACAUAGGAAAAAGCAAACAUUUAAAGGACUUAAACAUGUUUCAAGGUCAUGGCAAGGCAGACCCAAUGGUGCCUUACACCUGGGGGGAGAUGACCAGUAAGAUCCUGAAGGCUAAUGUUAAGAGUGUCACCUUUAAAUCCUAUGAUGAUAUGGGUCAUAGUUCCUGUGCACAGGAAAUGGCGGAUGUAAGGGAGUUUCUUAAUUCUAUUGUGCCUAGUGAUUGACAAGCUAAUCAGUAGUGACAGACAACCACUAGCACAGAUCAACAGCUUUGUGUUGGACUAUUUUAGAUGAGGAGGAGGAGGUAGUUACUUUAUGUCUUCGUGACAACAUGGCAGGGAGCUUGAUUUGGAUGCAACCAAACUUUCUGUGUGAAAUCAUACAAACACUUCCUAUCUGAUCUCUGUAGAAAUGGGAAUUCUCGUCUUGUUGUUUAGGGUUGAAAUAUUGUACUUUAGUACGUGUCUUGUCAUUCAUUAGAUUAGGUUUGACAUAUCUGAUCACUUUAUUUAGCAAUGGAAUGUUGUCGUCCAUUAGUUAGGGAGGAGAAACAUGAAAACGUGGUAUGCAUUUAUUGGUAUUGUAAUCUUAAGGAUCCUUGUCCCACUGCACUGUCUGUGGUUAUAUUCCCAUGAAUUUUGUUUUGGCUAUAACUGGUGUAUAGUUGUUGAUCUGUGACACUUCAGUGACCUGGUAGCUCUGUCGGUAAGAGCGACAGUAUAACAUUCAAGUCCUGGGUUGGAAUCCUGUUGCAGACAUGCUGAGUAUUUUACAUCCACAAUACUAUUGUUGAUUAAUUUCUGUUUGUUUCCAGUAUGUUUUUAUAAAAGUCCUGCAAGGUCUACAAUACAUACUCUUUUUUUUUAAAAUGAU